Molecule: messenger RNA, 4509 nt
Organism: Stegostoma tigrinum
Lineage: Eukaryota; Metazoa; Chordata; Chondrichthyes; Orectolobiformes; Stegostomatidae
Product: transient receptor potential cation channel subfamily V member 6-like
Exons: 17
Coding region: 420-2129 (569 amino acids)
Biological process (GO): calcium ion import across plasma membrane
Cellular component (GO): membrane
Molecular function (GO): protein binding; calcium channel activity
Source: RefSeq, a predicted model, not a curated record
CAGUUAGUCUGUCCUCUAAGAACUGGUGUCAAUGCCACAUUGUGCUGUGAGACCUUUCGUCGAAAUGAGCAAUAAGAGAGUGUAAGGAUUUCGCUGUGGCCUUGAUCUGUCCAAAUUAUCUGACAAAGUCCACAUGCAUGUCAAAAUGGAUAUGAAUGACACAACAAGACAUGGCAGUGAGUUUUUUAAGGCAGCUCAUACAAACGACACCAUCAGUAUGAAAGCCUUAUUGACCAGUGAAGAUUUUGACCCUUAUGUUCGAGGAAGGAUUGCAGAGAUAAUCCAGCUAAUUACAGGCCAGUGAGCCUUACGUCAGUGGGAAUUUAGAAGAAACAAUACUGCAUUCAGCUUUGUUUAAUGGCAGUAAGGAAAUUGUACAAUUAAUUCUGGAUCGUAUCCCAUCGCUAAUCAAUGAACCCAUGACAUCUGACAUGUACAAAGGUGAGACCCCCAUGCACAUUGCUGUUCUGAAACAAGAUGUGGAGAUGGUUAAGGAGCUGUUGAACCGAGGUGCUGAUGUAAUAAAUGCACGUGCAACCGGUUCCUGCUUUGUACCUGGAGAGGAAUGUCAGUGUUACUACGGUGAAUAUUUGUUGUCAUUUGCAGCGUGUAUUGGCAAUGAAGAAAUUGUCAGAACUCUUAUAAAGCAUAGUGCACCCUUAGAUGCACAGGAUUCCUUAGGUAAUACGGUACUUCAUGUGUUGGUUACACACUCAGACAAAAAACAGAAAUAUUCCAUGUAUGAUCUCAUCACAUCGCUUGUGUCUGAGAAACAACAGCCAAGUCUUGAGAACAUUGUGAACAAUGAUGGCUACACUCCAUUAAAGCUUGCAGCAGCUGAGGGAGAUUUGGAGAUGUUCAACUUUUUGGUGCAAAAACAAAAGAAAAUAUACUGGACAAUGGGGACAAUUUCUUACUGCGUCUAUGAUCUCACCAACAUUGAUACAUGGGGUGACCAAAAAUCAGUUCUCGAUAUCAUAACAACAACCAGGAACAGAGAGGUUCAUAAACUCAUUGAUGCUAAACCAGUGAAGGAAUUAUUGCAUCAGAAGUGGAUUUCAUUUGCAUACAAAUAUUUUUUAAUGUGGAUGUUUUCCUAUAGUAUGUACAUCACAAUAUUCACCAUCUCAAGCCUGUACCGACCCUUGAAGCCAGUUCCACCUGGCCAAUUUGGUGACUACAUAGUUAAAACACAAAAGACUCUAGCAGAAUCUUACCAAACAAAGGAAGACUACUUGAGACUCCUGGGUGAGCUAAUAACUAUCGUAGGAGCAUUGGUAAUACUCAUCAGUGAGAUCCUGUAUUUAUAUAAGAUAGGUCCAAAAAAUUACUUUGGGAAUACAUCAAUUGGAGGACCUUUUCCACUAUUACUGGUUUGUUACUCCCUGUUAAUUGCUGUGGCUGUUAUCAUGAGAAUCCAUGCUGAUGCUGGAGAAGCAGUUCCAAUCUCCUUUGCUUUGAUCAUUGGGUGGUGCAACACCAUCUAUUUUGCCAGAGGUUUUAAAACGUUCGGGAAAUUUUCUAUUAUUAUACAAAAGCUAAUAUUUGGAGAUUUUAUGCAUUGGUGCUGUCUGGUGUUUAUCUGUAUUAUUGGAUUUACCUUUGCAUUUUACCUGAUGUUUCAGACUCUGAAUUUGGCAGAUUAUCCAUAUUUUAGGGAUUUUUCAAUGACAUUGCGCACCAUAUUUGAGCUGAUGAUGGGAUUGAUGGAUAUUCCUCUUCCUUAUAACAAGCCCACUCCCAACAACAUCUAUAUUGCCUAUGUCAUGUUUAUGCUGUUUGUAUAUCUCCUGCUGCUAAAUCUGUUGAUUGCAAUGAUGGAUGAUACAUACUGGAGAAUUGCACCAGAGACAGAGGAAUUAUGGAAAAUACAGAUUGCAGCCACCAUACUGCUUCUAGAGCAACGAAUGCCAGCAUUUCUGAAGAUUCGCUCAGGAGUUCCAGGAAGAUCUUUGGGUUUUGAUGAUGACAAGUGGUAUAUUGGGGUUGAAGAAAUUCUUCCUGAGACAGAAGGAGGAGCUGGAAUAAGCACACAGAGAUAUUCACAAAACAUAAGAUGGGACGUGGUUAGAAGAAAUCUUGGAAAAAUAAUAAACAUGAAAGAUUCUUCUGAAUCUACCAUUUUAUAGGAAACAACAAUAGUGAAUUAAUGAUCUGUUUCUCAAAUGAACAAUGUUUGAUCAUAAUUGCUAAACCUUUGAUGUAAGUUAUUUCCCAUACACAGGGUAAAAACAUUAAAGCCAGUUAUUUCCCCUAAAAAUAUUAUAUAGCUUCUCAACUAUGAAUGAUCUUAGUGGAGUUAUUUUUCACAUUUUAUAAUCCAAAUGGUAAGGCCCGUUUUCCUGAGAACAUUAAACUUUUAGCAAACUAUCUGUUGGAACCAUUGGUCCAGAAGACGAUGCAGUUGUACCUAAAAGCUAUAAGUGACAAUUUACUUUGUUUUGCCAUUUUACAUAGGAAGUGUUCUGAACAUCUGAACAAAAUAGACAUUAGUAUCUGGAAUCUCCACAGAAAUGAUCAGAUAGCUGUAGAGAAAGCUCUUAUUAUAAUAUUAAACAGUCUCUUGAGAAAUCUAGGCCAAAAUGAGCAAAGGAGAUAAUUUAAAUGAGGAAACUGAUUUCAAGCUGGAUUUCUGUGGAAUCUCUCUGCUCUUCAAAGACAGACAGGAUCCAAUUUCAGUAUGUCAACCCCUAUUCCCAAUGCCCUCCAUUUUUGUCCAAAUUGUAUAAAGUGGUGGGUUGUUGCAGAUUGCAAAUUGACACACUGAACUCCCAUCCUGGUUGGCUCCACUUAGAGUCCUAGUCCUCCACAGUUUUUGUGGAGUCAGGCGUAUUUUCAAGGAGUUCUGAAUCAUUGAACCUUCAAGAUGUUGUGAACCACAUUGUGGAUAUUGUAACUUUUUGCAAGGUAAGUUCAAAUGGUCUCACUCAUGACACCCCCAAUCCCUCUACCAAUGUAUGUCCGUAUGUAGAUCCCUGUCUACCUAUAAGCCCUUAUUCACAUGCUCAUAACCCUGCAUAACUUCUAGACCAAGCAGUGACCAAGACCCCAAUCAACAGUGUACAUUGUGUGUAAAACCAAUUAAACCUGUAGUAACAAGGUCAUGUGUGAAAAAAAACCCUAAAAAUAUCAGUUACUAAUUCAUUGCUUUCUGGAAAUACUGUUUCUACCACUACCUGUAAAGAUGCCAAUCACUCAGAAUUUCAAAGUAUGCAUUGUGGAAACUGCAAACACUUGACACAUGUUGUCUCACAUAAAUAAACAUUGAACAAUUGAAUAAAAAAAAACUAUGAGAGAAAUCUACCAAUCAAGCAAUGAUUUUUUUCUAUGUAGUGUUGUUUUGCAAAGUUAAUAAAAGAUGUCUGAACUCUCAGCUAAAUCUUACCAUGCAGUCCUGUAUUUCUCCUGACGAAUGCAAGAUUCAAAAGCUUUAGCAUGCCCAUCUUUUCUGAAAUAUUCAAAUAUUUUAUUCAUUCAUAGGAUGCAGAUAUUGCUGACAAGGCCAUUUAUUGCCCUUGAGAAGCUGCUAGUGAACCAAACUUGCAAAUCACUAUGGUCCAUCUGAUGUAGGUACAUCCAUGGUGCUGUUAGGAAAGCAAUUCUGGGAUCUUCACCAGCUACUGUGGAGGACAGUGAUUUGCUCACGUGUUGCAAUGGUGUACAGGUUGGAGGGGAACAUGCAAGUGAUAAUGUUCCGAUAUAUCUGCUAUGCUUAUUCUUCCAGGCAGUAGAGGUCUCAGGUUUUGAAGGUGUUUUUGGGAGAGCCUUGGGUGAAUUGCUGAAGGAUACUUCAUACAUGGCACAGUCACUAGAGGCAGAGGACAUGAAUAGUUAAGAUGAAGUAUGGGGUGCCCAUCAAAUUGGCUGCUUUGGCCUAGAUAGUGUCAAGCAUUUUGAGUACAUUUGGAGCUGCGUACAUUCAGGACAAUGGAGUCUAUUUCGUCACACUCUUUAUAGAUAAUAGGCUUUAUGAGUAUGUUAUUGAAAAAUUUCUAGACUUUAACCUGCUCUUGUCACCAUACUAUUUACAAGGCUGGUAAAGUUAAGCCCCAAAAGUUUCAUAAUAGGUAUUCAGAGAUAGCAAUGCCAUUGAUUGUUAUGUGAGAUGGUUAAAUUCAUUGCUUAGCACUUGUAUGGUGUUGAUAUUACUUGUCACUCAUCAUAUGAAGCCUGAAUGUUGCUUAGAUCAAUUGGCAAAAAAGCAGCUGUUAUCCGUUCAUACCUGUGUAGCAGAGCAAUGUUAUUAUGAAUACCAAGUAUCAUCCUUUUCUUUUCCAAAAAAAAUUGUGCCCUUUUCAUUACUAUUACAAUCAACAAACAAAAUGUUAGAUAAAUAUAAUUUUAGGGUGGAAAUGUUUUUAAUAUGAAUGAUUUUAAUUAUUAUUGAUCAAAAUAUGGACAUAGUAUAAUGCGUGACACAUCAUUUAUUCUCUUGUACUGUAGCAAAUUUCAGAGCAUCUGUUGUCAGCAAGAUAUGUUUAGGUUUGCUGUGUCAAGUCAUGGACUAUU